Molecule: messenger RNA, 2880 nt
Organism: Metarhizium robertsii ARSEF 23
Lineage: Eukaryota; Fungi; Ascomycota; Sordariomycetes; Hypocreales; Clavicipitaceae
Exons: 3
Coding region: 1-2880 (959 amino acids)
Source: RefSeq, a predicted model, not a curated record
AUGGACGGCGCGCCGGGGGCGAUUGUUGCUGUCGAUUUUGGGAGCACCCACGCUGCUCCCUCCGUGUUCGGUGCUGAUGGACCUGAGGAAGUAGAAGUGGGCAAGUCCCAAAAUGCAUACGGGGACGAAGGCCCAAUGUUUCUGUAUCCCACGGCUUUCAUAUUUCCCGCAGAGCCACCCGGGCAGAUCCCAAAGGAAAUUCCCAACAAAGGCACGAGCAUCGACCUUGCCGGGUUUCAUCCUCCCCCUGACAAAGAAGAGGUAUAUGGGAUCAAGCAAGCACUGGACGUGAGCUUAUGCGAGCCUGGCUCGCAAGGAGCACAGAUGCGAGCCCUCUGUGCGAAUCAUGGCCCAGUGGAGGACGUCCUUGACGAUAAUCUCACCAAGAUUUUCGCGUUUCUUUGGAAACGGAUCGAGGAGCAUAGGCAGAAGAAGGGCUACGGGCCCCCAGAACAAGCGUGGAUUACGGUGCCCGCAGCAUACACCAGAGGCCGGAAGGGAAAUCUCAUGCAAGAGCGACUUGCGCGAUGCGCGAUAUCCGGCGGUUUCCCAUCCGCGAUUGGUUGUAAAUCUGAGAUGGAGGCAGUCUUCCAUUAUCUGAACCAUUUGAGGCGGAAAGCGGAGAAGGACAAAGAGCCCGAGGACUCCAACAUCGAGAAAGAAGUUCUUGUCAACUGUGGGGGAGGAAUCGUGGAUGUAUCCGCCGUUGAACGGUUGGGUCGGGCCACGCAGCUGCUCUGCAACUCUGACAGUCGUCCUGGCGGUAUAUCCGACGUAUUCGCCCAAUUGCAAGCAAAAUGCAAAGAGUUGCGUUUACCGCCGGGCUCCUUCCGACUCCUAGAGCGACAUAUCCAUCGUAUGACAGAAGAAUGUCAGGACAUCGAGAUAGGGGGGCAUCUGUUCGCGGGUAAGAGCUUGAGAGAGAUGAUCAUCGACGCAUAUACGGAAGGGUUUGCACUGGCGGAAAGCGUUAUUCGGAAAAUUCCCCAUGUCACCAAGGUUUACAUUUUCGGGAGACCCCCGGCCUCAAACGAACUCAUCCGAGAUGUGUGCAUAAAGCGCUUUUGUGGUCUGCGAGACAAGAUGAGGGACGAGGGCCGCCAGGCCAACUUUGAGGUUGAAAUUCUGUCAUCCAACAUUGCUCGGUAUGCUGCUCUGCGUCGCCAGGGAAAGGAAAGGACACUGUGCGCUAAUCUGAGCUACAGCAAAGCCGUGCACCUUGGCGCGUGUAUACCAUUCUUAGACGACGCCGUCGCAAGGUUUCGCGAAGUGUGCUUCGGGUACAUAAUAUCCGCAAAAGAGCGCCGAAGACGAAAAUGGGUUGAGACAAGGCGAUUCCAGCAGGUCAAGGCACCCGAUUCUGACGAGCUGGAAACAUAUUGGGAAGCCUUGCAGGCCGACGAUGAAAACCCAGGCGCGCUCACGAUUAAGCCGCACACGAUACGCACCGAGCACUGGAAACCGCUGGCCAACACGAGGUCUGGAGAAACGCACCGUCCCGUUGCUCCAACGACCUAUGCCAUAUCUAUGGAAACUAUAAAAGUUGAUUUGAAGGGACAAGCGGAACCUAAUCAAUGGGUUUGGGUGAGAUUCAAACGCACGCACCCGGACUUGCAUCCGACAUUGUACACGCUGCAAGUGGACUGCCGUAAGAGGUCCUGGGACACUGCGGAUCCUGGCGAAGGGGAAUGUUUAGAGGAAGAGUACGAGCUUCGCUGUGACUCUGAGAGAUGUUACUUCGUCCCUGUUAAAGAUCGCGAGGAAGAAGACGGCAGAGAAGACGAGGAAGCGGUCGGUUCGUGGAUGCCCGAGCGAAGAAGGCGACCUGCGGGCCGGAAGCGCCGUGCUGGUCCUGUACCACAGCGGCCUCACAAAGUGCGAAAGAUCGGGCCUCAGAAGUCUGUCGCCCGGCGAAGCACUCACCAACGGAAACAGGAUCCAUACGACGGGCCCUCAUCAGACGAGGAGAGGGAAAUGCAAGCGGGAAGACAAAAAUCUAACGCACAUGCGCCGGACGAGAACAACGGCUUGCUUGCCGUAGGUGGAAACACGCUUCUGGGGGAAGAUCAGAUGGUGAGCAUGCGGCAGAGCUCAAGGCAAUCAAUAUCUGGCUCACCGAACCGUCGCAAACCAUCUCAAAACGGCUCUGAAGGUGAUGGGAAUUCCAGCCAACAGAACACAGGUCGAAGUGGGAUGGCUGCAUCCCCAUCGGACAAACAGCAGCAAGCUGGCAACUAUACGAGCACUCCCAAUUCUGUAACCUCGACGUCUGCCGGGCCUCCUGGAUUGCGUUCACAGCCCGGGGCUUCGCCAGCCCCGAUUCCAAAAACCAGUCUCCUACGAGUCGGUCAAACGUCACCGGAACUGCGGUCUACGGAUGCUGGAACAAACUCUCCAACUCGCCAGCCUCCACCGCGGGUUAACAGGCAUGAACUUGAUAUUGGGCUACUCCAAAGCGUUUCAAGACCGGUCAGACGGAGCCGCCAAGAUACUCAAGGCGAUCAAAAUGCAAUUCGCACCGCCGAUGACGCCGCGGCCGAGCAGCAACUGAUCGAAGAAGAUAACCAACUUAGUCCGACCAUAGGAGUGGUUCGGCACCAGACAGGGACAGCACCACUGGUACGUGCGCGUCAGCGUUUGCCUGAUGCACCCAGAAAAGGGCUUGCCUCGCAUGCUGAGGUAGCUACCGAAGGUAACAAAGGUGGGCCUAGCCAACAGAGGAUGGUCAUGCCUAGUCCAGGGGCCCAAGAUCGGUUCUCUUGGGCAUAUCGGAGCAGGCCGAGGGCCGGAUCAGUUCCGCUUACUAUGUCCAAUACAUCAUAUACUGCUAUGAGCAUUCAGAGUUUACUGGAAGCUCCGCAAAAAGAUUCAUCAGCGUAA